AUCAAAUUCUCUGUACUUACAGAUGCACAAUUUGACAUCACCGGUAGACCAAAUCAUUCUCUAUUUUAUACCCGAUGGCCAAACUACCAUCAAAUUAUGCACGAUAUCGUCAAAAAGAUGGUAGAGUUAGACGCAUUCGAAGAUACAAUGAUCGAGAAGGGAAUUUUUAAACCACCCGAAGAGUCUAAAUUAAAUGUAGAAGGAACAGAGUGGCUGAAAAAAGAAGAGUUUGAAAAGAUUAUAAUUGAAGAAAUUGAUGACGAGAAGUUUGCCCAUUUUGUCGAGACGUUAAACAGGCUGAUGGAGCAUCCGUAUUCUUUCCGCGUCACAGAAUUCAUAAUGAAAUUCCGAAAGAAAAUGAAAGUGGUCUCAAUGGUGCUGAAGCUUCCGCCGGUUCAGGAGAUGGAAAACGGACAAAAAUACGUAACGUCGGAAGGAUUUCGCAAGAGGAGUGUGGCCCAGGUCACGGUUUUUUCCAACGGAACGGGAAAACUUAUUAUUAAUGGCACCGAUAUACAAUAUUUUGAGUAUAUGCAAGACAGAGAGCAGUUAUUAUUUCCGCUACAAUUUACAAACAUGCUGGGGAAAGUAGACGUCGAAGCAACCGUUGCCGGAGGUGGAUUCAGCGGAAAGGCGGGUGCCAUAAGACAUGGCAUGUCAUUGGCUCUCAGUAGUCUGGUAGACGAAGAAACGAGAGAGGGUAUGAGACUAGCGGGUCUUUUGACGAGAGACAGAAAGACCAGAGAAAGGAAGAAGACGGGACAAAAGGGAGCGCGUGCAAAAUACACUUGGAAAAAGCGGUAGCCUCCAUCAUCUCAGAUGAUUCUGGAUUAGUUUUUGUAGAUUAAAA
Centruroides sculpturatus (bark scorpion) is the source of this 850-nucleotide messenger RNA. It is a transcript of the gene mRpS9, whose product is annotated as 28S ribosomal protein S9, mitochondrial-like. The record is from RefSeq and is a predicted model, not a curated record. Gene Ontology annotation, biological process: translation. Gene Ontology annotation, molecular function: structural constituent of ribosome; RNA binding. Lineage: Eukaryota; Metazoa; Arthropoda; Arachnida; Scorpiones; Buthidae. Gene Ontology annotation, cellular component: ribosome; mitochondrial small ribosomal subunit. The transcript is spliced from 8 exons. The coding region runs from base 97 to 804 and encodes 235 amino acids.